Messenger RNA from Letharia lupina, 3423 nucleotides. RefSeq lists its product as uncharacterized. Lineage: Eukaryota; Fungi; Ascomycota; Lecanoromycetes; Lecanorales; Parmeliaceae. The record is from RefSeq and is a predicted model, not a curated record. Gene Ontology annotation, biological process: L-tryptophan biosynthetic process. The transcript has 3 exons. The coding region runs from base 1 to 3423 and encodes 1140 amino acids.
AUGGCGACUUAUGGGAUCUCACAAGUUCUCCAACAGGACAUUCUACAAAUCGCGAAUAUGAGCUCGAGAUUCACAACAGCAGAUCCGCUAACAAACGUCAUGUUAAGAGAUCCACGCGGUGUAUUUAUGAGCCCCAUAGAAUCGCGCAGAGAUGUGGCACUGCACAACUAUAACAAGGGACUGAUGGGUUCCAUCGGACCCAUCACAAAUUCCUUUCUUUUGAAGUCAUACAGUCACUGUGCGCCACAGCUCAUUGAGGCUUCCGCCUGGAUCCAACAAUUUCAUCCUAAUCAAUACUGGCACAUUCCAUGGAAAGACGAGCCGGGAACAUUUGAUAUACCUCCCGACUGCGUGAAUGCAAAUCUUUACUACUAUAUUGAGAAUGCUCUGCAUACGAACCGGAAAACCUACAUGCAGGGCAAAGAGCACUAUUACAUACGACAGCUCGAUUUCAGAGUCUUCGAACUGCAAACACCAGGCAAAGAGGCGGCCAAAUACCUGCUGGCGCGUAUCAGCAAGAUCCACCCGCAAGUGGACAAAUACGCGCACUUCACUCUCGCACAUCAAGACCUGCUCCAAGGCUUGGGAUGGGAAUACCUCGGCCACGUUGCUUUCAAUCCGGAGUUCGCUCAUGAUGGCAGCCUCUUGACAGUUCCUCAAAGUACGAGAAGCUGGGUACUGAGAGGCGUGCCGCAUUCGAACAAAGCGGCUGCGCCAGCGGAAAUGCCCCACGCCACCACCCACCGCGUCCUCUUCAUCGACGCCUAUGAUUCUUUCACUAAUAACAUCAUCGCUCUCCUCGAAACGAAUCUCCGCGUCGAAGUCACAACUAUCAAAAUCGAUGAACCUAUCCGGAACUUGGCAGAGUUCCUAAGACCGUUCUCCGCAGUCGUCGCGGGACCUGGUCCCGGCGACCCGAGGAAUUCUAAGGACGUAGGGUGGGUUCAAGAGCUGUGGAAGCUUGGAAACCAGGAUUUAUUGCCGGUCCUGGGAAUCUGUCUUGGGUUUCAGAGUCUCGUGCUGGCUUUUGGGGGAACGAUUGAUAGGUUAGGGGAGCCGAGACAUGGGAUUGUGAGGAGGGUUAGGGGAAAUGGGGAAAAUAUCUUUCAGGGGGUGGAGGAGGUAGAAACGGUUCAGUAUCAUUCCCUUUACGCUUCUCUUGGACCGGAGGGCAAGCAUGAAUGGACAAGGUCCUACGAAGCAAGAAGUUCAUUACUCAAAUGCUCGGAUCUCCGACCUUUGGCUUGGGACUACGAAAUGGACAAUGCCGGAGACCGCACAGAGGACGCCAUGUCUUCCAAUCCGCCGCGAGUCUUGAUGGCUGUAGAGCACAAGUCAAAGCCGUUCUUUGGGAUACAGUUCCACGCAGAAUCUAUUUGCUCGAAUAACAAUGCCCGAAAGGUCAUUGAAGCAUGGUGGGAAAUUGCAAAGAGAUGGAGAAGGCCACGCCGAGACAUUGGAACUUUGCCGAGUUCACCCCGUUCGUGUUACGCAGACCUUGGAAUCGUUCAGAUUGACUCGAAGGACGAGAAUUCGCUAUCAAAAUAUCGAAGAGUAAUUGAUGACUCGAAGAUUCCUUCGAAUUCAAUCAGUGACGUCCGCAAUGGAGCAAAGCACGGCCCAAAUCUCCUGGAAGACCUGAAGGGAUCCAACGGUGCCUAUCCAUCGCAAGGUCACCGUCAAAAAAGCAAAGUCCGGGUUGAAACACGAAUUAUAGAUGUGGGGAAAGCCACUGUACCCUCGAUUUGUGAGACUCUCGGCUUGACUGACGGAGAAGCGAUUAUCCUGGACUCCGAAAUGCACCAAAGGCAUGAUGUGGGAGAGCACAGCAUCAUCGGCAUCAUAUCCACAGACUCCAUGCAUUUCGAUUAUAAUGUUGGCACGAAUGAGGUCCGCCGAGUCCACAAUCAAUCGAGCGACACAAUCGAUCUUCGACGCUGUGGAGGGAGUAUCUUCUCAUACUUGAAAACUUUCAUGGCUCAGUACAAGGUCGAAAGUUCCAACACAGGGGUUCCCUUUUGGGGCGGUCUCAUGGGAUUUAUCAGCUAUGAAGCAUGUCUUGAGACCAUUGGCAUCACCCACUCGCAACGCCGCACCGAAAACGACUUCCAAAGACCGGAUUUAAGUUUCAAGUUCGUCGAACGAAGUAUUGUAAUUGAUCAUUUCCACCAAAAGAUCCAUGUCCAAACAAUCAAGCCCGAUGAUCAAGACUGGCUUGAUAAGACUACCUUGCGAUUAAACAGCACAAGACCUAAAACCCCAUUAUUUUCGCACCCAGAUCCUCUCUGUUUCAAUGCUCAAAUGUCACUCCCCGACGCCGCCUCCUACCAGUCCAAAGUCCGAGCCUGCCAAUCCGCAAUCCGAGCCGGCGACUCCUAUGAGCUCUGCCUGACAAACCAAGCCACCAUCCAUCCCCAGAACCGUCUUCCAACCUGGCCACUCUACCUCCGCCUUCGCCAACUCAACCCAGCUCCCUUCUCCGCCUACGUGCGUCUCGGAAAAUUGACCCUUCUGUCCAGCUCACCCGAGCGAUUCUUGCGGUGGUCGCGACCAACAGAGUCGUCAGGUUCCAAGACCAAUGACGCAUUUGACCGCAAAGAGAAGACCAUCAGUUGUCAAUUCCGCCCCAUCAAGGGCACAGUGAAGCGCCAACCUGACCCCAACACUCCACCACUUACCCUCGCGGAAGCAACAGCUCAGCUCGCAACACCCAAAGAGCGCGCGGAGAAUCUGAUGAUUGUGGAUUUGAUACGGCACGAUCUCCACGGCGUAGUGGGGUCGGGAAGGGUCAGUGUGCCGAAGUUGAUGGCGGUGGAGGAGUACGCUACGCUCUUCCAACUCGUCAGCGUUGUCGAGGGAAGUCUCAUCGUUGAAGACGGCGAUGACAGAGACACCAGCAACGGAAACGACGGAACUGACAGUCUCCGCACCGACAACACCCCCAAUCACCCCAGCAUGGGAAAGACCACGCAGAGCACCCACGCAGCCAAAACAGGCAUCGACAUCCUCGCCGCCUCCCUCCCACCCGGCAGCAUGACCGGCGCCCCGAAACUGCGCUCCUGCCAGAUCCUCCGCUCCCUCGAGAACCGCCCUCGCGGUGUAUACUCCGGCGUACUCGGCUACAUGGACGUAGGCGGCGGUGGCGAUUUCUCCGUCGUCAUCCGCAGCGCCGUGCGAUGGGAUCACGAUGCCCGUCCCAAGCGCGAAGCGAGUGGAGAAAACGGCGUCGUUGGAAAUGACAAUGUUACAGAUGGAGACGGAGGGAACGAAGCUGAGGGCGACGAAUGGACGAUCGGGGCAGGGGGCGCGGUGACGAGUCUCAGCUCCGAGGAGGGGGAGUGGGAGGAGAUGCUCGCGAAGCUGAGGAGUACAUUGCGGCUUUUCGAAGGAGAUGGAUGUGGUGGAGAGGGAGGGGGUAAGUAG